This is a messenger RNA of Haliotis rubra (blacklip abalone), 994 nucleotides long. RefSeq names its product procathepsin L-like. The transcript has 7 exons. Gene Ontology annotation, biological process: immune response. The record is from RefSeq and is a predicted model, not a curated record. Lineage: Eukaryota; Metazoa; Mollusca; Gastropoda; Lepetellida; Haliotidae. Gene Ontology annotation, cellular component: lysosome. Gene Ontology annotation, molecular function: cysteine-type endopeptidase activity. Bases 152 to 874 code for a protein of 240 amino acids.
AGUCGUUUAAUUUAAUUCCAGACGAGACAUCUACAACUACAAUCUUCUGGUGAUCAAGACACACAAUGACAAGUACGACCAGGGCAAAACUACCUUCAGACUGGGGGUCAAUCAGUUUGCUGACUGGACCACUGGUGAGUACGCCUACUACAUGAACGGAUUUCGUAUGAGCAACUUCACCCGCCACUCCUCCGUUGUACACAGAGCCAAGGCCACCGAAUUGCCAGAGACAGUUGACUGGAGGCCAAAGGGGUACGUCACACCCAUCAAGAACCAGAAACAAUGUGGUUCCUGCUGGUCAUUCUCCGCCACUGGAUCCUUGGAGGGACAACACUUCAAGUCUACAGGCAAGCUGGUGUCUCUGUCGGAACAAAAUCUGAUGGACUGCUCCAGGCCCGAGGGUAACAUGGGAUGUCAGGGUGGUUUGAUGGACCAGGCCUUCGAAUACAUUAAGCUCAACAACGGCGUUGACACCGAGAAGAGCUACCCUUACAAGGCAAUGAACGGCAAGUGCCACUUCAUGCGGGAAGAUGUGGGCGCCACCGACACUGGUUACGUUGACGUCGAUAGAGAUGACGAGAUGGCUCUGAAGGAUGCUGCUGCAACCAUCGGCCCAAUCUCCGUCGCUAUCGACGCCAGCAAGCAGUCCUUCCAGCUGUAUGAGAGUGGAGUAUACAGCGAUCCCGAGUGCAGCAGCACCCAACUUGAUCACGGAGUUCUGGUGGUAGGAUACGGCACCGAGAUGGGCAAGGACUACUGGCUCGUCAAGAACAGCUGGGGCGAAGCGUGGGGCGACGAGGGGUACAUUAAGAUGGCAAGGAACAUGAACAACAUGUGCGGCAUUGCCACCUCCGCCAGCUACCCAACCGUGUAAACUGCAGCCAAUACCACAUUAAAGGACCACACUGAGGCAGAUUGUCAAGAUCUCCACAUGCAUCUGUAGAAAGAUACGGCAAUGUUUGAUAAUUUUUCCAAUAAAAUGUUCAUAAUCAAG